AUGGUAUUAACGACGCAAGAACUGAAGGAAGUGGAAAACACAUUUAUUCAGUUACUCAGAAGUGAAAUAGGACCCCUUUUAAAAUCCUACGCAGGAACAAACUUUUAUUCAUAUGAUGAUAAAUCAAACGGCGUAGAUUUGGUUACUGCUUUAGAUAAACAAAUUGAAUCCAUAAUAAAGGUAGCUUUAACGGCCAAGUACCCCAGUUUCAAAUUUAUCGGAGAAGAAACUUAUGUAAAAGGGGUCACUAAAAUAACGAACGACCCUACAUUUAUAGUCGAUCCCAUUGAUGGUACUACUAAUUUUAUUCACGGUUAUCCCUAUAGCUGUACAUCUCUAGGUUUAGCUGAAAUGGGGAAGCCGGUCGUUGGUGUAGUUUUCAAUCCUCACCUAAACCAACUAUUUCAUGCCUCUAAAGGCAAUGGAGCUUUCUUAAAUGAUCAGGAGAUAAGGGUUUCAAAAAGGCCACUGAUUUUGCAGAAAUCCUUAAUCGCUUUAGAAGGAGGUUCGGAAAGAACAGAAGGUUCGCAAGGAAACUUUGAUAAGAAAAUGAGUACUUACAAAAAUUUACUUAGUGAGUCUGGCGCCUUUGUUCACGGCUUCAGAAGCGCAGGUAGUGCUGCCAUGAAUAUAUGCUACGUGGCAAGCGGCAUGCUUGAUGCUUAUUGGGAAGGAGGCUGCUGGGCUUGGGAUGUUUGUGCCGGUUGGUGUAUUCUCGAGGAGGCAGGGGGAAUAAUGGCUGGCGGAGUCCGUGGUGAAUGGGAUAUUCCAUUAGACAGAAGAUGUUACCUGGCUAUUAGAGGUGGCUGUGAGCCGAUAGAACAGAAGGAAUUUGCAGAAUCGUUCUGGAACCAUGUUGCGGGUGAAUUAGAAUACUGA
Messenger RNA from Saccharomyces paradoxus, 879 nucleotides. RefSeq names its product inositol monophosphate 1-phosphatase INM2 (gene INM2). Gene Ontology annotation, biological process: inositol metabolic process; phosphatidylinositol phosphate biosynthetic process; signal transduction. The coding region runs from base 1 to 879 and encodes 292 amino acids. The transcript has a single exon. Lineage: Eukaryota; Fungi; Ascomycota; Saccharomycetes; Saccharomycetales; Saccharomycetaceae. The record is from RefSeq and is a predicted model, not a curated record. Gene Ontology annotation, molecular function: inositol monophosphate 1-phosphatase activity.